This is a messenger RNA of Apodemus sylvaticus (European woodmouse), 3839 nucleotides long. RefSeq names its product ZFP90 zinc finger protein (gene Zfp90). Gene Ontology annotation, molecular function: DNA-binding transcription repressor activity, RNA polymerase II-specific. Bases 518 to 2422 code for a protein of 634 amino acids. Gene Ontology annotation, biological process: positive regulation of DNA-templated transcription; negative regulation of transcription by RNA polymerase II. The record is from RefSeq and is a predicted model, not a curated record. The transcript has 6 exons. Lineage: Eukaryota; Metazoa; Chordata; Mammalia; Rodentia; Muridae.
ACCCUGAAGUCAAAGCCAGUCUCGAAGGAACGCAGGGCUCCAGUGCAUCCGAGCAUCUCUAUCCCCAAAGGGGAGGGGUCUGGGUUUUGUUCUCAGUGUGGCCCAGGAGGAGACAGAUGGUCUGAGAAGAGAAAGCAGUGCCCAGAGAACAUGCAUACCCGCAAGUCUAUCUCGGAUGAUUAAAUGGCAGUGGAUAAAUUUAACUAACUCCCAGCUCCCACUAGGAGGCAGGGCACCUCUGCCUCUGCAGGGCAAGCACGCGAGGAUAGCUGGGAAUCGUAGUUUCUGGGCCAGCGGACGGGCUGGCGCGAGGAUCAUUGUGCGCAGUCGCACUUGUGGCUCUGCGCCCGCCGCUGUGGCCAUUGUCCGGCCCUGUUGUUGCAGAGCCGCACCGCCGAGAACAAGAAACUGCAGCGGGCGCUAGAGGGGCGGACCUGAGGUCGCGGAUUCCGAAGCCCCGGAGGCAGACUCCGAGUGCCUUGGCCCUGGACCAUAGCCAGCACACACUGAGGCUGGAAUGGCCCCGAGACCUCCGACGGCCACGCCCCAGGAGUCAGUGACAUUCAAAGAUGUGGCUGUGAACUUCACCCAGGAAGAAUGGCAUCACGUGGAGCCUGCCCAGAGGAGCUUAUAUAGGGAUGUCAUGCUGGAGAACUACAGCCACCUGGUUUCGCUCGGGUAUCAAGUCUCCAAGCCAGAGGUGAUCUUCAAAUUGGAGCAAGGGGAAGAACCAUGGAUGUCAGAGAGAGAAAUCCAAAGAUCUUUCUGUCCAGACUGGAAGACCAGGCCUGACAUCAAAGCACGGAGUCCUCAGCAGGGCAUAUCUGAAGUAUCCCACAGUAUAGAUGUUUUGUCACAUGCAACAUUAGAAGAUAUCUGGAAUGUCAAUAUCCAGAGGCACCAGGAAAAUUGGAGAAGACAUCUGGGGCCAGAGGCAUCUUCCCAGAAGAAAAUAACCGCUCUAGAGAAAAAAAUUGAGCAAAAUAAAUUUGGUGAAGACUCUAGUUCGAGCACAGACUUGGUUCCACAACUGGCUAUUUCUUCAAGUAUAAGGCCCAGCGAAUGUAAAACAUUUGGAAAUAAUUUGGAACACAAUUCAGAAUUAGUUACCCAGAGUAGCAUCCUUGCUAAAAAGAAGCCUUACAAAUGUGAUAAAUGUAGGAAAUCAUUUAUUCACAGAUCAUCACUUAAUAAACACAAGAAAAUUCAUCAAGAUGACAUUUAUUCCAAUGGUUCGGAUCAGGGAGUUCAUUCUGGAAGGAAGAAUCACGAGUGCACUGACUGUGGGAAGACCUUCCUCUGGAGAACACAGCUCACUGAGCACCAGAGAAUUCACACUGGGGAAAAACCCUUCGAGUGUAACGUGUGUGGAAAGGCCUUUAGGCACAGCUCGUCCCUUGGUCAGCAUGAAAACGCACAUACAGGAGAGAAACCCUAUCAGUGUAGUCUCUGUGGGAAAGCCUUCCAGCGCAGUUCAUCUCUCGUUCAACACCAGAGAAUCCACACUGGAGAAAAACCCUAUCGAUGCAAUCUCUGUGGGCGGUCAUUCCGACACAGUACAUCCCUGACUCAGCAUGAGGUCACACACAGCGGGGAGAAACCCUUCCAGUGUAAGGAAUGUGGGAAAGCCUUCAGUCGAUGUUCUUCCCUUGUUCAGCAUGAGAGGACCCACACCGGAGAGAAGCCUUUUGAAUGUAGCAUAUGCGGGAGGGCUUUCGGUCAGAGCCCAUCCCUUUAUAAGCACAUGAGGAUUCAUAAAAGAAGCAAACCGUACCAAAGUAGCAACUUCAGCAUUGCUUUUGAGCCUAGCAUUGCUCUUACUCAAGGCGAAAGUGCGCUUGCUGAAGUAAAGUCGUACCAUUGCAAUGACUGUGGGAAAGACUUCGGUCACAUCACAGACUUCACUGAACACCAGAGCAUCCACCACGCCGUAGAGAAUCCCUACGACCCUGAACAGGCCCUUUACCAGCAGUCCGUGUCUCACCCCCGAGAGAAACCCUAUCAGUGUAACGUAUGCGGAAAAGCUUUUAAAAGGAGUACAAGUUUUAUAGAACAUCACAGGAUUCAUACUGGGGAAAAGCCCUAUGAAUGUAAUGAGUGUGGAGAAGCCUUCAGUCGACUCUCGUCACUUACGCAACAUGAGAGAACCCACACGGGAGAGAAACCGUAUGAAUGCAUCGACUGCGGGAAAGCCUUCAGUCAAAGCUCAUCCCUUAUUCAGCACGAGAGAACUCAUACCGGAGAGAAACCCUAUGAAUGUAACGAGUGUGGGCGUGCCUUUAGAAAGAAAACCAAUCUGCAUGAUCAUCAGCGAAUUCAUACUGGAGAGAAACCCUAUGAGUGUAAGGAAUGCGGGAAAACCUUCAGCCGGAGCUCAGCCCUUACUAAACACCACAGAAUUCAUGCACGGAAUAAACUAUAGGAAAACUGAACAAUGGGAUGGGUAGGAAGCACUGUCUAAAAUUUGGUUCCAAGUCAGUUUCAGAGGAUUCUGAAAGCCUGAGAAUGUAAUUAUGUGUUUGAACACUGUGUAUGGAGAAAACUGCCACUAGAAAAAACAUUUUUUUUAAAUAAAAGCCAUUCUUUCAUACCUAAUUAUGGGCUUCUUGUAGAAAUACAUACGGCAUAUGUGGUAGUUUGGAAAUAAUGUGACCUUACUAAAGCUUUUGAAUAUAUGUGUGCAGAAUCACCAAGUUUCGACAGCUUGAUAUAUAAAUCCUAUUGUUCACAACCUUUAAAGAAAGAAAACUCAGUAUGGCCAAAGCUCAUUUUAAACAUCAUUGACAGUUUCAUUUGACUGAAACUCUUCUGUGAAACUUGAAACUGUAGAAAUCAGUUUGUUUCCCAGAGUCAACACUCAGAGAAUUAGAACAACCAGUCCAACCACCUAAAUGUACAGACGGUUGCACAGUAGGCCCUAACCCACGAUAGUGUUUGCACAGUAGGCUCUGACCUGUCAUAGCAAAACUGAAAGGAGAAAGUUUGUUCUCUGGUUCUUUGGCCUCAUACCAUGGCUAGAAAAAGUGUAUUUUGAAGUUCAGAGGGCUUUAAAGUAAAUUUUUAAUAUAGAUUCCCAAACAUGUUGUGACAUUUUGGAGAACCUGAAGACAUAAUAAGCAACAAUAUGGAAAUUUAUCAUAAAUGUAAGGCCACUUAGUAGAAGCUUACAAAAGAUUGGCAGAAACUGAAAUCAGUGGGACAUGGACACACACACACACUUCCCAGCUGUAAUUGUAUCUUCGGCUGAUGUUCAGUUUAUUGGCUUUUCAAGACACCCCAUGAAGAGACUUUGCUCGAUGCCCUCUCCAGUGCUUCCCCAUACCCCUCCUCUUUCUGUCUCUAUCGAGAUCUCUCCUCUCCUCCCUCCCUCUCUUCCUCUUCCUCUCUCUCUACCCCACUCCCAAGUCAGUUUGACUGUAGAGAAGUAUAAAAACCUAAUUACCCACAGCCAUAAACUUUCUCUUUGAUUCCAUUUAUGGAAACAGCAUGUUUUGCCUUUUUUGUGUGCAAAGAAACUACUCUGCCGUUUCAAACCCCAUUUUAACUCAGUUGCUUUUCCGUUAGCGACCCAUAAGAAGAGCUCCCUCUGUGCCUACCCAGAGGGAGUUCCAGAACAUUCUCCUUUUUUGGCUCAUUUAACAACAGUGCAAAUGAACUUGGAGUCACUGUGAGCAUCGAUCCCUUUCACACAUUAUACCAAAGUCCUCCAGCCUCUUACGAUGAGUUCCAGGAAGCGAUGCUGAUUGUUGGGAGUGGGGCUAAUUGGUGAAACUUUCCAAUUACCAUUUUGCAUACUGGAUGACAAGAUUCCUAACCUUUCUUAACCUUAUGGUAUGAGG